This is a messenger RNA of Echinostoma caproni, 1350 nucleotides long. The record is from the annotation of a GenBank genome assembly. Lineage: Eukaryota; Metazoa; Platyhelminthes; Trematoda; Plagiorchiida; Echinostomatidae.
AUGCCAACGGAGCACAGAAACGAUCAUGGUACAACACGAAAGCCGGUUUCCAGAAGCCACCGCAAAACAGAUCGUACCAUGAACCAUAAUCGAUCCAAAGAACCCGUUGGCGAAAACCAUCACACGUACAAAUCUGGUCAUUCAUCAGUACCAAAGACCAAAAAGUAUCCCGGUCUUUCUAGUCACGAAGCCGGCGACAGUUGGGAAAAUCCCAGCUAUUACGGACAUGAAUUAGCACAAACUUCAAAAUCAGACAUAGCAGAGUCUGCGAAAAGCGGCUCAAAUCCGGAGAAACAUGGCGAGGAAGUGUCGCGUGAGAUCACAUCAAAGCGGAGACAUCACAAGAUUGACUCAGGAAAAAAGAAAACAUUUUCCUCACGUAUCAGUGGUGAACAUAAGAAAGAAAUAACACACAUAAAAGUAAAAAUUCCUGGUGAUUCUGGAAUGAUGGAACGAAGGGAGAGCACAGAAAGGAUGAUAAAGAGACCGACUGAUAACAGAAACGACUCAAACUUAUGUUCACACAAUUUAAGGCCCAAUGAUGAAGAAGAAGUGACUUCUACGGCAAAGGCUUCCGCUGAAACGGAAAAUGCAAAAAAAUGCAUUGAGCGAAUGGACAAGACAUUGGCAGCAAACGAAGGAGAAAACAAGUUGAGGUGUGUUUCCGAUGACUUAGCUAAGGAAAAUGAUAUAAAAUCAAGGUCAAAGGAAUGUUUUAAAGUUUCACUCACACAUGAGGUGGAAGGAGAAAAUUCGUGCUCAUUAAAUUCUAAUGACGAAAGAAAAGAAGCUUACCGUGUUUCGGAGCGCCAAGACAGUGACUAUGAAGAAUAUACUAGUGACUUUGAUGAGGUCGCUCCUAGUUCAAGCUCAUCCAGGUAUUCUGAUAACGAUAUGUCAUCCAAAGAAAAAUAUUCAGUUUGUUUCUCCAACGCAGUGGAAUCACAACAACCUACAGGUCGAGAUAACUCCAAUUCUCCGCAACUGAUUGAUUUUAAUCGUUCUUUGAACGACAGCCGACACCGAAUACAACAACGUCUCAAACAACGCGCGUCCGAUCUAAGGCGCCUAAUUGAAUUAGAACUGGACUCGUGCAUAUCCGUAUUCGAUUUGAGACCGCUGGACGAAUACUCGAAUUAUAUGCUUCGUUUCGGAAAGGCAAAUCGUAAUCAAGUUCAAUCACAAACACAAGACGAUGCGAUAGACAGAGACGUUCAAACAGAUCCGAUUGAAUACUGUUCAAGUGGGGGAAUAUGGACCCAGUGGCCUCCUUUGGAUAGCGGCGAAUGUUGGGGUAAAUAUGACAAUUCGAGUGAGUGGGACAAUAAACGGAACCGCUUUAUCAUUUGA